AUGGUGACUCUGGAGGAGCGGCAGACAUUCGGAGCUCAGCCGCUGUUGCUCCUCUGCUCGCUGCCUGAGCGCGCUCCGGCUGGACUGCCGCACCGCGAUCAGAUCGGAUCCGCCGCGAUGAGCGCCUCCUUUCCGAAAUCGGAUUCCACAACCUCGUUACUAAAAUCAUCGAGGCGAUCGACACACCUCCCCGAGCAGACAUCCGAGCUACGGAGAGGUCAGCAUCACCAUCAGCACCAGCACCAGCACCACCACCGUCCCGCCGCGCUCCACGGCACCGGCGGCAAAGCCGAGGAGUCCUUCUGGUCGGCCGAGGGCGACGUCAGCGCUCGGAGACCCCUGUGCCACCCGUCCGCGGCCGGCGGCCAGGACGGGAGUAAUACCGCAGCCACUCGGGGCAAGUGCAAGCCCCAAGUCCUGCACGGCCAAGUUCAGCCGGGGCCAGACUGCGAGGCGGACCGAGGGGUGACCGAGCGGAGCCGGACUAACCCCAAGCCCUCACACCGUCACCACCACCAUCACCACCACCACCGCAGGAAGCACCACCACGGGGAGGACCAUCCAGAUGACCCCGAGCGUCCCCAUGCCGGCUGCCACACGCACACCCACAGGGUGCCCUCCCUCUCGGACAGCACCGACGACAGGGCCCCUCUGUGUGAGCCGAGGGACCGCAAGAGGGCCAGUCUGGCCAGAGGCGGCGGUCAGGCCAGCAGUCCGUCCCCGUCCUCUUGCUCCCCUGUCCCGCCGUCCAGCAGGUCGUCCCGCCGCUCCCGGAGGUCCAGCACCGCCUCCUCUGCCUCUGACAUCAAUUUAAGGAGCGUCCUCCAUUCGCUGUUCGGCCAGGUACGGCAUUCGCAUCCCCGACACCGCUCGUUCAUUUGGCAUUCACCGUGUGAGGUCUACCAGUACAGGCUGCCUCUGGAUAUUUCUCUG
Fundulus heteroclitus (mummichog) is the source of this 933-nucleotide messenger RNA. Its product is annotated as POU domain, class 3, transcription factor 3-A-like. The annotation marks the transcript as partial. The transcript has 3 exons. Lineage: Eukaryota; Metazoa; Chordata; Actinopteri; Cyprinodontiformes; Fundulidae. The record is from RefSeq and is a predicted model, not a curated record.